AUGGAAGCCCUCCAUCAGACGGGGUCCUUUCUUAUGAAGGUGAAUACCUUACAGGGCAGGAAGAUGGUGGAGAGUGGGCUCCAGUCCGGGGACCUCUCCCUGUCUCAGUCAUGGCCCUCCUGCCUCCCUCUGCCCGCCGACUUGGAGAUCUUGCGGCAGAAAGUGGUCGCGGUGCAAAGGGAGCUGGAGGACUUCAAGAAGGAGGCUCUGCAGGCCAUCGGGUACCUGGAGGACGCCUUCUGCGAGAUGAACAGCGUCCUGGCACAGCAGGAGGAACAGGCGGCGCGAGUGAAGCAGCGACUCAGGGAGGAGGAGGACCGUGGCAUCGUUCGCAACAAGGUGCUCACCUUCCUUCUGCCCCGGGAGAAGCAGCUUCGCGAGCACUGCGAGCGGCUGGAGAAGAUGCUGGUCAGGAGCCAUGAUCCGCUGCGAGUCACCAGGAAGAGCCAGGCUGACUGA
Messenger RNA from Alexandromys fortis (reed vole), 459 nucleotides. It is a transcript of the gene Ccdc182, whose product is annotated as coiled-coil domain containing 182. Lineage: Eukaryota; Metazoa; Chordata; Mammalia; Rodentia; Cricetidae. The coding region runs from base 1 to 459 and encodes 152 amino acids. The transcript has a single exon. The record is from RefSeq and is a predicted model, not a curated record.